Chara braunii is the source of this 1310-nucleotide messenger RNA. Lineage: Eukaryota; Viridiplantae; Streptophyta; Charophyceae; Charales; Characeae. The record is from the annotation of a GenBank genome assembly.
GUGGCGGGGGAGGCCGUUCCGCGCGCGCUGCGGGCCGGGGCCUGCGUCGUUGGGCCCGGGGCGUGCUGGGGACUGGCAGGCAGGCCUGCUGGCAACAACGGAGGGGCACUUCGGGGGACUGGCAGGCAGGCCUGCUGGCAACAACGUAGGGGCACGUCGGGGGACUGGUAGGCAGGCCUGCUGGCAACAACGGAGGGGCACUUCGGGAGGGAGGCCACUGCGCGGGGGUUGCCGUGAGAGAGGUCGGUCCACGGCGGCGGUCUGUUGGGGCAUCGAGCAAGAUGCUGCCGAAGCGUAGGGGAACAUAUGGAGAAUUCAUCCCUGUUAACAGAGACAGGCAGAGAGAUGCAGAGUUGAAGUUCGUUGGUUUCAAAUGGAUGCAGAAGGGCCAGACGCUGCCAGGGCGGAAUGGGAACUUCGUCAUGAAGUGCAAGCUGUGUGACCAGGAAUUCGUCGGCAGUCAGAGCAAUCAUUGGAAGAAGAUACAGGCGUACCUUGCGGAGAGGGGGUGGGCAGACAAGAGACGAGAACAUGGUCAACAAGGGGGAGACUUGGGAGAGGAAGACGAAAAUGACCCUGAGCGAGUGGCGGAGGAAGAGAACGAGCAGGCUGGAAGGGAGUGUGAGGCGCCUAAGAGUGGAGGUGUCCAGGGUGGUCGUCGGGCUGACGACGACAGGUCUGCGGAGGUUCCGAUCGAUGUUGAGAGGGAGGCGGAGUGUGACCGCGGAGUGUUGAGGGGAGAUAAGAGAGCGGUCACUGCCAUCGGGACGUCGUCGAAGAGGAGGACUUCUUCGCAGCCCCUUCCGCCGACAGGAGCCGUGAAGAAGUUUCGUCAGUCGCGCAUGGAGGAGUCGUUCGACCCUAAAUGGCAGCAGGACCUGGACGCCUAUUUCCUACAGUGGUUCUAUGUGAGCGGCAUCCCGUUUCACGCGGCGGGGAGGUCAGAGUACAACACCUUUAGGAGGCACCUCGCGACAUGCCCCCCUCGAGUGCAUCCGACUCUGCCCAACCUUCGCCACAUCUCUGGCGAUGGUAUUGUGCAGCAGCACAAGGACGUUGUGGAGAUGCUCGCGACACUGAGGAGAGAUGUGGCGGCGAUCGGAGCGACCAUCCUCACGGACGGUCGCAAAUCCAUCACUGCUGAUGAGAUAGUCAACUUUUUGGCAGCCGGGUCUUCGGGGGCGUACCUAUUAAGGACAGUGCAGAGGGACGGUGCUGAGUAGGACACGGCGGUUGUGGUUAUGAGGCGGUGGAAGAAGGUGUUUUAUGACUUCGGCCUCCAAAAUGUGAAUGCUAUUUGUACGGACUCU